Messenger RNA from Candoia aspera, 822 nucleotides. RefSeq lists its product as uncharacterized. The transcript is spliced from 2 exons. Lineage: Eukaryota; Metazoa; Chordata; Lepidosauria; Squamata; Candoiidae. The record is from RefSeq and is a predicted model, not a curated record. The coding region runs from base 1 to 822 and encodes 273 amino acids.
AUGGAUGCCAUUCAUGCUGCUCGGCUGCUUUUGGAGAAGCACCGUGAGAAGACCAAGCCUGUCCCCAUGGCAUUCCUUGACCUGGAAAAGGCCUUCGAUUGCAUCUCACACAAACACAUUUGGCAUGCCUUACGAUCUCAUAAUGUCCCUGAAGCCUACGUCCGGUGGAUUCAACUACUGUACCGUAGCAUCACCAGCAUGGUCCAAUGUGUAGUGGGAACAUCGCCUCCCUUCACCAUCAACGUCAGAGUACAUCAAGGAUUGGCGCUUUUGCCCCUACUAUUCAUCCUUUGCAUGGACACUGUGACGCUUAACCUCCAGUCGCCUCAUCCAUGGUCACUCCUUUAUGCUGACGACGUCUUCUUGGCGGAUGAACAACGUGAAGUCCUCCAAGAGCAAAUGUGGCAAUGGAACGAAUGGCUCAGCAAAUUUGGACUUCAACUGAACAUCAAGAAAAUGGAGUAUAUGGAAUGCGACCCCCAAACCGAUGGAACCAUCAGCAUUGGUGGAGAAGACUUGAAGAAAGUAGAGCAAUUCAAGUACCUCGGCUCCCUCAUAUGCAGCAACGGUGAUAGCUUUCCGGAUGCCCGCGCCCGUGUCAACGCCACCUGGAUGAAGUGGCAAUUAAUGGACACAAAUUUGACUCCAGAACUCAAAAUUAAGGACCAAGUAAUAUCAGAGCACCGCAACCUCCCAGGACACCUUACAGCAGACCUUAAAGAGAUUGUUUUGGAAAAUGGGACCAACAGCACCAUUGAGGGAGAAACUGCUGAACUCACAUCAAAAGUUUCAGGCAAUCUCAGAAGUCUCAACAACUUAUGA